GUCAACUCUCUCUCUCUUCACUUUCAUCCAAUAUAAAUUAAGUGACAGAGUAAUCUCAUCAUGUAAUCACAACUACUUGAGUUUAAUUUCCUCAAAUCACAUAAACAUUCUUAUAACUUAUUUUCAACCUCAUUUCUGUCUUCUUCAACUUUCAGGACAUUGGACUAUACACAAGUUUCUAUACAUUGAUUUUGUUAUCAAAUGGGGAUUUCUUUGUCAUGUCCAUUUUCUACAUGUAAUCAUGUGGAAGAUAAUUUUGAUUCAAUUAUUGCAAAAUCUUUGAGCAUUGCUUGUGGUGAAGAAGAUUUAGAACCAAAAAUACUAAAAUCUGUAGGUUCUGCAAAGAUGACAAUACAAAGGUGUAUGAGCUUCAAAACAAAAGAUAUAACAGAAACAAUGCCGGUGGUUAACAAAGACAUGGAGGAUCAGUCCCGUAAAUCAACAGUGUUGAUUCAGGAGAACGAUCCUGAACACAUGGCUGCAAUUAAAUUGCAGAAAGUAUACAAGAGUUUUCGCACACGAAGAAAGCUAGCAGAUUAUGCAACUCUCAUUGAACAAAGCUGGUGGAAGCUUUUAGAUUUUGCUGAAUUAAAACGCAGCUCGAUAUCUUUCUUUGACAUUGAGAAACAUGAAACUGCGAUUUCACGUUGGUCUAGAGCUAGAACUCGAGCUGCUAAAGUUGGUAAAGGUUUAUCAAAAAAUGUUAAAGCUAGGAAACUUGCUUUGCUGCAUUGGCUUGAAGCUAUCGAUCCGCGCCAUCGAUAUGGACAUAAUCUACAUUUCUAUUAUGACAAAUGGCUCAAGUCUCAGAGCAGAGAACCCUUUUUCUAUUGGCUAGAUAUAGGAGAAGGAAAGGAAAUAAAUCUUGAGAAGUGUCCUAGAACUAAACUUCAACAACAAUGUAUCAAAUAUCUUGGUCCUAAGGAAAGACAAUCUUAUGAAGUUGUUGUGGAGGAUGGAAGAUUAUUGUACAAGCAAUCAAGAGAGCUACUUAACACUACAAAAGAAGGUUCACGUGGCAAGUGGAUUUUUGUUCUUAGCACAUCUAAGAAUUUAUAUGUUGGUAAAAAGAAGAAAGGUUCAUUUCAACAUUCUAGCUUUUUAGCUGGAGGAGCCACAUCUUGUGCUGGAAGACUAGUCGUUGAACAUGGCGUCUUAAAGGCUGUUUGGCCUCACAGUGGUCAUUAUCGUCCAACCGAAGAGAAUUUUAAAGAAUUUGUUUCAUUUCUUGAGGAAAACAAUGUGGACCUUUCCAAUGUAAAGAUGGCUCCAGUUAAUGAUGGAAUCCACUCAUCUGAAGAGGACUUAACUGGGAACAUGAGUGGUUUGGAAGAUGAAGAAGAGGCUAGUGUUGAAGACUUAAUUACAAAGAAGUCCAAUUUGAUUAAAAUUGAGAGUGUGUCUGCACCUAAGACAAGGAAAUUCAAGAAUUUUGGAAGUUUGGAAGAGAACAAAGUUAGAACAAGUUAAUCUGUCUCCAAGAAAUGGCUUACUUACUGAUACAACUUAUUCCUAUGUCAUGAGUGUAUAGGAUGUCAAGUUCUUUUAUUCUUUUGUGUAAAUAGAAAAAGUAUAGGAAUUUUUGUCAAUCUUUCCAUUAAUUCAUGUAGGUAAUUUUUUGUUUAUUUUUCCAUUCAUGUAUAUAUUGUACAAGAUGAAAUUAGACCAAUUUUUAAGGUCUAUGCUCUUGUAAUAUUAUACAAAGGAAAAAAUUCAUUAUCUUAUUAUGGAUAACAUGGUAAAUAAUUUUAAAACAUAAAUCUUUAGUCAAUGUAUAACAUGGCAUUUAGACAACCUUGUAUGGAGACUUCAAUGAAUCAAAUUAGUGUCAGGAAAAUGUUAAAG
Messenger RNA from Trifolium pratense (red clover), 1845 nucleotides. Its product is annotated as IQ domain-containing protein IQM2-like. The coding region runs from base 202 to 1470 and encodes 422 amino acids. The record is from RefSeq and is a predicted model, not a curated record. Gene Ontology annotation, molecular function: protein binding. NCBI's taxonomy places the organism in Eukaryota, Viridiplantae, Streptophyta, Magnoliopsida, Fabales, Fabaceae. The transcript has 8 exons.